AUGUCUCUUACGGACAGUUUUAUGGAUGUAGUGGAACUAUGCACACUUUUGCAGUGUUUGGGAUUCAAUGUCAAAUCAUUGGAGACCAGGGAUGUUAAUAUGAGUCAAGAUAGUUCCACGCGCAAUGUUGUAAUAACUUGCCAGUCUUCUGGACUCCACGUUAUAAUGGAAAGUUCAGAGUCGAGGUGUUCCUGCCCCCCGGAUGCGAAUAAAAACAACAGCGGCUUUUGGGAGGUAUCGGGGGUUACAGGCGGGAAACAACAUAAUACGGAAAGCGGAAGCGGCCUUCUAGGAUAUCUAUCCAAAACACAUCAGGAGCAAAUAUCAAAAGAAUUGCAAAAUAUUAUAAAAUUCAUCAAAGAGAACAAAACCAAUGAAAAACCUAUACAAGCCAAUAGAUCAGCUAGUAUGUUGGAACUAAGUACGCCUGAGAUAAGGUUAAAAUUAGAAGCAGACACACCGACACGUUACCGUUCUUUGGACACGUUGACAACUGUUGAUGAUUCGUCACCAUCGUUCCCCAUGCCGAGAUCUUUUAAGGGUCAGAUACCAAAGAUCCUUGAAAGACAAAGGACGUAUUCCGUGUCAUCUACACCGGAUAGUCUCCGUGGUUGGAACAAAACAUCAAGCCCUAUUCAAGAGCCUCAAGCAUCGAAAUAUAUUUUAGAGAAGCUUAUCUACGCUUCAAAUUGUUGUGAAGAAACCCAAAAACACAUUAAAUAUGUUAUCCAAACAUUGAGUGGAAAAACUAAAAACGAUUCGUCUUGCCAGGAAUUAGAUGUUUCUAAGAUACCUGUUUUUAAAGUGGCAGAUACACCAAAAACCCACUUCCUGUCAUGCUCCAAUAUACCAGCAUCAAUAACACCAAGUGAUGAGAAAGACAAUCUAAAAAGAAGUGAAUCGAGCACAUCAACAAUCGCCACAAAAGAGAAAACGUCUCGCCUACGCCGCCUCUCUCCUAGCCUUUUGAAGCUUAAAAAGGAUAAGGAUACCGCAACAAAAGAAGAUAAGAAACCUAAAGAGAGUAAAUUGACUAGUUUAUUCAAGCCAAAAAAAGUACUCCCACCGCCAAGUACAUCGAAAUCGAAUUUAAUGAGUCCAAAUUUAAGUGCAUCUAAUAAAAAGUUCAGCCACAUUAAAUCAACAAUACCGAAACCGUCUUCUGGAAAACCAAAAGAUCAGAAUCUUUAA
Messenger RNA from Pieris macdunnoughi, 1191 nucleotides. NCBI's taxonomy places the organism in Eukaryota, Metazoa, Arthropoda, Insecta, Lepidoptera, Pieridae. The record is from the annotation of a GenBank genome assembly.